Aaosphaeria arxii CBS 175.79 is the source of this 1448-nucleotide messenger RNA. RefSeq names its product 5-amino-6-uracil reductase-like protein. Gene Ontology annotation, biological process: riboflavin biosynthetic process. Gene Ontology annotation, molecular function: 5-amino-6-(5-phosphoribosylamino)uracil reductase activity. NCBI's taxonomy places the organism in Eukaryota, Fungi, Ascomycota, Dothideomycetes, Pleosporales. Bases 409 to 1230 code for a protein of 273 amino acids. The transcript has a single exon. The record is from RefSeq and is a predicted model, not a curated record.
GGUAAGAAUGCAACUGAAAGAGAGGUUGCUGCGCUCACGGAGUCAGGCACCUUGGAUCACCAAAUCGUGGGGCAACUUCCCUGCCAAGAUGGCGUUAUGUAGUUCCGGCCGCUGCCUUCCAAGGUAGGUUGCGAGGGGCCAGCUUAGUAAGGAAUUUCUCAUGAUUCAUUUCUUUCUCAAAGCUUCUACCAGCUACCUCGGUAUGACUGUUAAUGGAACAUCAUUGACUCGAAUUUUUCUUUGAGACGGACCGAGUACGCAUGGACAACUAUAUUGCCUAGGAUAAGUCACUAAUGAUGUUUGCCGUCAAGGACCCUUGCUUCGUCACCAUCUUGAUUCGAAUACAUAUAUCGGAUAAAGUGUCCUGUCUGCCCACAUCUGUAUAAGCGAAGCACUUUUAUAAGCAAGAUGACUUCAUCGACUCGGGGCGCUCUGAAUUUCUCCACAGCAGAAUGUGAAAAAAUCGAUCCAUACAUACCACCACCUGGAUCGUCCCAAGAUUCAAGACCUCAUGUGACACUCACAUAUGCGACCUCCUUGGAUUCCAAUCUGUCGAUCGCCCCUGGCGUCCAAACCCUUCUUUCGGGACCAGAAUCAAAAUCUAUGACACACUAUCUACGGUCUAGACACGAUGCUAUCUUGAUCGGUGCUGGCACAGCUAUUGCCGACGACCCGUCCCUCAACUGUAGAAUUGAAGGUGUAGGCGGCUAUGGCGGGGAUGGACUUGACGGCCAGCCAAGGCCUGUCGUCCUGGAUCCUAAUGGCCGAUGGAACCUCACAGAUGCUAGCAAGAUCAUCAAGCUUGCUAGAGAGGGGAGAGGCCGGGCACCCUGGGUAUUCGCGGGCCAUUCUUUUGCAGUAGAUAAGCAACGUGCAAUUGAGCGAGUUGGUGGAAAGGUUUUUCUUGUCACGUAUACAGAUCCUCAGGCUUCAUCAGGAAGAUUAGGCUGGACACAAAUACUCAGUACUCUAGCCAAAGAAGGGAUCAAGAGUGUUAUGGUUGAAGGUGGAGGGGUCGUGAUCAACGACCUACUCUCAUCAAACAACAUUCAAUUGGUUGACUCAGUUAUCAUUACCAUUGCCCCUACUUGGCUUGGAAGAGACGGCGUACAGGUUUGUCCACCUGAGCGAGCAGAGAAUGGACAGCGAGUUCCAGUGGGAAGACUUAAAGAGGUGAAAUGGAUACCAUUAGGAGAUGAUGUAGUGCUUUGCGGAAGACCGAAUGUCUAACACCUCGAAUGCAGAACAGAGGCUUGCAUGGAACUUAUUCAUACCACAAUGACCAAAUUGUCUGUAUCAAUGCCGCCGCGUUCCCAAUAGACACAUCCGUUGGCCUUCAAUCUCUAUCCGUCUUUUGCAUCUUCCUUUCUGCCACCAAAGCCCGUGACAUUAUACUACAGGAAAGAUGCAGUCCCCGAGUACCCCAAUUCUCCAUGUAAGGAGAACAA